UCCACCUUAAUGCGCUGCUGAAUAACGUCAAGCAGAGAAUAGCUUAGAUUAUUGUUAUUUGUAUCCAUUAGCUACGACUAAUGUGUACAAAUACAAGCUAUCUAACUUUAUCUCUUUCCGAGAGAGUUCACAAGCUAAAUACCGACGAUUUGCCAAAGUAUACCUGUCCGACAUACACUACUCUAUAUGCACCAAGAUAUGCUAAUCCAGGGGCACUCCUAUGCGUUUACGAUACGGUCCUAGAAAAUAUGUAACUACAUCAUUUAGCCAUUAAUUUUCUUAUAAAUAGAA
Messenger RNA from Babjeviella inositovora NRRL Y-12698, 291 nucleotides. RefSeq lists its product as uncharacterized. The transcript has a single exon. Bases 81 to 254 code for a protein of 57 amino acids. NCBI's taxonomy places the organism in Eukaryota, Fungi, Ascomycota, Pichiomycetes, Serinales. The record is from RefSeq and is a predicted model, not a curated record.